Molecule: messenger RNA, 8623 nt
Organism: Xiphias gladius (swordfish)
Lineage: Eukaryota; Metazoa; Chordata; Actinopteri; Istiophoriformes; Xiphiidae
Product: caskin-2-like
Exons: 21
Coding region: 713-4723 (1336 amino acids)
Molecular function (GO): protein binding
Source: RefSeq, a predicted model, not a curated record
GUCGUGUUGUGUUCACGGUACCUUGACACGGUGUCCGAAACUGGAGAAUCCAGCGGGGUGAAUGUGGCAUUCACGACGCGGAGGGAAAAGCCGGAGGAAGCUUGGCUGCCAAGUGACGCAUAAAGUACUGAAGUCCUGAAAAUACUCAUCACUCUUAUGUUCAUUUUGCGCGGGGCUGAAAGUAUAAUCUAAUACUCCUGGAAGAUAAAACUCUUGGAAUAAUAAUAAAAAAAAACUCAAAGAAAUUCGGUUUUCCUGGAAUAUCGACACCAGGAAUACGUUGCCAGCUCCUCGGAGGCUUCCCACAAACUGCCACCGUGGUCCGUUAACAUUCAGGGGUUGAAAAGUUUCUGGCAUACCUGACUAAGAGAGGCUCUGAGUCCCGACCGCAGUGGCUCUACAAGCCUCCAACCCCCCUGGCUGACCCUGGAAAGAACAUCUCCCCCAAAAUAAAAGCUGAGAAGAAGAGAAGUCUGAGCAGGAAAUUAACCAACAGAGGAGUUUUUCAAUCUCCCCGGGCUCAGAGGAAAUAUCCCUGAGAGGAUUUGUUCUAAGGUUUGUGUCUCGGGCCGUCUCCCGUCAGCUGAGCGUCAGAGAGAGGAAGCGGAGAGUCUCACCUGAGGCAGGUCCAUGUCUCCGGCGCUCAGCAUGAGGCUCUGAGGAGGCGGCGGGAUUUUAAAUAAAGCUGUUUCAAACACACGGAGGCGGGAGCAUGGGGAAGGAGCAGGACCUGCUGCAGGCGGUGAAGAGCGGAGACCUGCUGUCCACUCAGAAACUGCUGUCCAAACUCAAGACCAACAGGAACAAGUUGCUGGGCUCCACCAAGAGGCUGAAUGUGAACUACCAGGACUCAGAUGGGUUUUCGGCCCUGCACCACGCUGCUCUCACAGGGACCACGGAGCUGCUGUCUGCACUGCUGGAGGCUCAGGCCACGGUGGACAUCAAGGACAGCAAUGGAAUGCGUCCGCUGCAUUACGCUGCCUGGCAGGGAAAAUCCGAAUCUGUCCUGAUGCUGCUUCGCUCCGGAGCCUCGGUCAACGGGGUCUCCCUGGACGGACACAUCCCUCUGCACCUGGCUGCUCAGUACGGACACUACGAAGUGUCUGAGAUGCUGCUGCAGCACCAGUCCAACCCCUGUCUGGUCAACAAGGCCAAGAAGACCCCUCUGGACCUGGCCUGCGAGUUCGGACGAGUCAAGGUGGCCCAGCUGUUGCUGAGCAGCAACAUGGUGGUGGCGCUGCUGGAAGGAGAGAGGAAGGAGCCGACGGACUCGGCCUUCACCACCCCGCUGCACCUCGCCGCCCGCAACGGACAUAAAGACAUCAUACGGCUGCUGCUGAAGGCUGGCAUCGACAUCAACAAGACCACCAAGUCCGGAACGGCUCUGCACGAAGCUUCUCUGUACGGAAAAACAGAAGUGGUCCGACUGCUGCUGGACGCCGGAGUGGACGUGAACAUCCGAAACACCUACAACCAGACGGCGCUGGACAUCGUCAACCAGUUCACCACCUCGCACGCCAGCAAGGACAUCAAGCAGCUGCUCCGAGAUGCGACGGGGGUUUUGCAGGUCCGAGCUCUGAAGGACUACUGGAACCUCCACGAUCCCACUGCCCUCAACAUCCGGGCCGGAGACAUCAUCAUGGUGCUGGAGCAGCACAUGGACGGACGCUGGAAGGGCCACAUCCACGACAGCCCGAGAGGGACGGACCGAGUCGGCUUCUUCCCUCCGUCCAUCGUGGAGGUCAUCAGCAGACGAAACGGGGGCACCCUGUCCCGGCACGCCUCUCUGCCCACCCAGCGUCAGCAGCUGCUCUCCAGAGCCCCCCUCUCCUCCAGCCUCAGCUCCGCCCCUCAGACCGACGACUCCUACACUCUGUACGCCCCCCCCACCCACGUGGUGCUGCCGCUAGCCAACGGCCUCACGACCAACACAGCUGGAGACAGGAACAGCGUCGGCAGCACUGGCAGCGUGGGCAGCACCCGCAGCGCCGGGAGCGGACAGAGCACCGAGAGCAACAGCGCGCCCAACGGACUCCAACACCACGCCGGUCACCAUGACAACGCCAACAAGACAGCGCCCUCUGCUGCUGAGACUGGACACUCAGACCUCAGCAAACAGCCUGAUCAUCCUGGAGGUGGGACUCCUCGCAGGCAGACGGUGAUGGUGCAGAGACCUGCGGAGCAAAGCUUCUCCCAGCAGUUUGUUCGUCCUCAGCAGCUGCUGGAGGGGAAGGAUGCAGAGGCCAUCUAUCAGUGGCUGAGCGAGUUCCAGCUGGAGCAGUACAUCGGAAACUUCAUUAGCGCCGGUUAUGAUGUACCGACCAUCAGCAGGAUGACCCCUGAGGAUCUGACUGCCAUCGGAGUGACCAAACCAGGCCACCGGAAGAAAAUCUCCAUCGAGAUCAACAACCUCAACAUCCCCGAGUGGCUGCCUGAAUACAUCCCAUCUGAUCUGGGCGAGUGGCUCAGUGCCAUCGGCCUCCCGCAGUACCACAAAAAACUCUCUGAAAACGGCUACGACUCCAUCAGCAUCGUCAAAGACCUGACAUGGGAGGAUCUGCAGGAGAUUGGCAUCACCAAGCUGGGGCACCAGAAGAAGCUGAUGUUGGCGGUGAAGAAGCUAUCGGACAUCCAGAGGGCGAUCCUUCAGGCUGAAUCGGGCCAGGGCACGCUGCGACGCAAAGGCCCCGGAGCACUCCACCUGGUCGCCAUCGAGCCGCCCGACUCUGCGGGUGAAUGCUCCUCUCCUCACACCCCAAAGAUGCUGACCUUCCAGGACAGCGAGCUGAGUGCCGAACUGCAGACAGCCAUGUCCAGCCACUAUGGAGGCUGCGAGGAAGGUUUGGCCAUCAAGAACGCAGUGGGAAUGUCCCAGAGCCAGGAGAGCAUCGACACCCGGUCCAGAGGCUCCGGUCGCUCCCAGGAGGCACCUACGGCUUCCGUCACCCCCCACAGCUGGUCCCAGGAGAGCCUGGACGGCAGUCCCGCCAAGGAGAGGAACCUCCCCGAGGGCUGGGACCAGAGGCCUCUGCAGCAGCAGCCCCUGCCCAAGCAGGUGCCUCUGGGCACGGCCACUGUGUUCAAGUACCCGGCCAUCCCAGCCAAGCCCAAACUGUCCGGAUCUGCUGGCCCCUCCCCUCAUGGCUCGCCGGCACUGAAGGGUUUCAGCUACCUGCAUUCCCAUUGUGGCUCCACGGACCUUAGCUCGUCUCCCAGGCCUGAGGACCACACCAUGACCCUGACACCGCCCAAGAAGCGCACCCAGAGCAUGACCCGCUACGCUCUGUCGGACGGAGAGCCGGAUGACGACGACGAGGAACCCGCGCUUCCUUCCGGAAACCUGCCGUCCUACGCCACCCUAACCCGCAAGCCGGGCCGCAGCCAGCUGGCCCGGUUACAGUCGAGUCCAGAAAAGAACGGCAGCGUGGGGCGCAGUCAGUCGUUUGCCGUGCGUGCCCGGAAAAAAGGUCCCCCUCCUCCCCCGCCAAAGAGACUGAGUUCAGUGAGCAGCACCGCCAGCGGGGAGCUGAGCGACAGCAGCACAACGUCGUCUGCAGACAGGGUAGCGACUGGCAGUCCGGGGAGCGUGAGGAGCAUCGCCGCCUCUCUGGAAGGAAGCACAGAUGGGAAGAACCCCCUGGGACCAAAACCAGACCUUGUCCACCAGGAACCGCCUCCCCCCUCCCUCAUCUCUGCGGGGCAGGAACCUAGAGAGGCUGCAGGGGUGAGGAGGAGGGUGCAGAGCGAGUGUAUUCCCACCCAGACCAGGACCGAGCCGGAGCCGGACCGAGGGGUGAAGUCGGACUCAGAGGAGGAAGAAUCAAAAGGUCACGGACUGGAGGGCUCCUCAUCCCCUCAGAACAGCUCCAGCGAGUGCAUCCCCUUCGCAGAGGAGGGAAACCUGACCAUCAAACAGAGGCCCAAAGCUCCGGGGCCUCCCAGGGCCGAGGCUGUGCUGGAGCCCCCAGAGAAACCAGCAGCCAAGAACCCGGAGGUGCCCGAGUUUAAUCUGAAGGAGUCAGACACGGUGAAGCGCCGACACAAACCCAAAGACAAGGAGCAGGGAGGAGGCUCCCCCAGCAGAGAGGGAGCAGGGGCAUCCGGGUCGGAGUCCGGCAGCAGCAGGCCUCCAUCCCAGAGCCAGGAGGAGGUCAGUCUGACGAUCAGUGAGGUUGGUCUGGAGAGGCCAGCCAGUCCAGCUACAGGGUCCCCCGUCAAACCUCCGCUCUCCCCAAAACCUCCUGCUAUUGCCCCAAAACCUGUCCGCCACAGUCUACUGGCUGCACAAGCUGGACUCUCCCCUCCAGCAGUGACUGUCAGUGGGGUUCAAAGUGUGGCCUUUGCUUCUCCGUCCUCUCCGGCCCAUGGGCCCCCGUCUCCGGCUCUGGCUCAGGCUCAGGCUCCGGUUCCGGCUCCGGCUCCAGCUCUGGCCCCAGCCUCCGCCCCGCAGAGUCCCUCUUUGUCAGCAGCGAGGACUCAAGUAUGUUUGGUGGGCCCGGGUCUCGUCCCCGAGUCGCCCGGUGGGACUGAGGUGGUUCAGCAGAGACUGGAUCAGACCAGCACGUCUCUGGAAGCAGCUCUGAAGGCCGUUGAGAGAAAACUGAACCUGGAGGACAACUCAGAUGGCGGCGCAAACACCGUGAAGUCUGCAGGGACCAUCCUGGACGACAUCGGCAACAUGUUCGACGACCUGGCCGACCAGCUGGACGCGAUGUUGGACUGAAGACUUUUCGUAAAUCCCCCAAAAUAAACGAAAUAUCCCCCUUCAACCUCAGGAAGUGAAACACAGCAAGAGAAAAGGGGGGGAAGGAGGGAUGACGGAGGGGAUCCCCCGGCGGUGUUUUACCCCCCCCGACUCUGAACUGCAGAGUUAAGACAGUCAGAGGAGGAGCAGUCAAAUACUUGUUUCUCGGUGUGAACACCAGCACUUAUUCGCCACUGUGCUUCCUCGACGAGACUCACAUUUGGAGCAGAAAACUGCCGAGUCUGGUUUCUGUGUGGACGGAUCUCCUUUGACUCAGUUCAGCACAAACCUUUUUAACCCUCAUGUCGUCGUGUCUUAUCAACCACGAACCAAACAAAGAGACAAACGCUGGACCAGUGGCAUAUUAUCAGCCAAAUGUGAGGAGAAAUCCUGAGCACAUUAUCACCAUUAUUGUUAAACACUAAUGUUGUAACAUGAAGUUUUAUCUUUUUUGACAUUAUAGAGAGCUGAAGCCCUGACAUCACUUCCUGUCUAGUUUCUGUUCCAGCAGCACAUUCUGAGAUAAAUGAGGAUUUAAUACAGACCUUUUAGUAGAAGUUCAAAGUAUCACUGGACUCCGCAGUUUCCCCUUAGCUCUACGCAGCUUUUUAGCCUCUUUUAGCUCCAUGUUUUGGUUUCCUGCCUGGUUCAGUCUCAGCUCUUUUCAGAGAGAGAGCCGUAGAAAGCCACUGUCCGCUACCUGCGCAGCAGCAAACAGUAGACAGACGCAGUCAGAGACCAGCUGGUGAACACGGUGGAGCAUUUAGCAGCUAAAGAGCCAGAGGUUUCCCUCAGGAGCCGGUGGAGACCAAAACCAGAGUUAAAAGAGAGGGAGUACCGGACUUAAAUUAUUUCAUUCUCAUCAUUAUUUCAAAGUUGAAACAGACUGAAAGCAGUUAUUGCAGGUUUCUCAAAGUUGGACAGAUAUUUUGUUCAAAAACCUGCAGGUCCUAUGAGUUGACUCUAGAUAUUUUGUUCACUGCUUUGAGUGGGUGGCAGAGACAGUCCAGUACCUUUUUAUAUUUGGAAUCAGCUGCGACAGGCCGUGUCAAACAUCUGUUUAUUCAUCUGUAUUGUUUUUCAGUGCUGUUGACAGGCGUAUUGUUUAACGGCUGCACAGAGCUGUGAGAUUAGAUCAGCGCAACCGAAAUGGAGUGAAAACUCACUGUGAACAGACCCGUUCUACGAUAGGAUGUAGUGUUCGUUAACACUGACAUUUUAAAUAAACAACUAUAUUAAACUGUUUUUUUUUUUUUUUUUUUAAAAAACACUUACCAUCCUAAUCUAGACACGCAGAGUGAAACACUCAACAAACUCUAAGUUCAUGUUUAAAGGCUGAAUUUUUUAAUCAUUUGUGUUGUUAAUUCAGUUCUCUUACUAGUGGAACAGAACUUGGACGGUCCAGUUUCACUUCGGCUCUCUAUUCACCAUGUCUGGCCAUUUCAGAUUAUACAUAUGUAAUAUUUAAAAAAAAAAAAAUCUAUUUUAUAUCAAGUGAUCUUAACCAUGUGUCGUUAAUCUUCCACCCGGCUCAGCGCCAGUAUGUUUGUGUCCUUAAAUAAUGACCUUUUCUACAAAUGUGUGUGUGUGUUUGUGAAGCUCCGGAAACCUGUAAAAGUGCUCAUUAAUGCUGUUUAUACAAAGGGAAGAGAAGCAUGUCCAGCUCAUUUCACAUAUGGAGUCAGUCUUUGUGUGUACAGUGGAAGACGGCAUGUCACAUGUCAGUUAUAUACAUACUAUUUUUUGAUAUUCAUUUUAGCCAAAUUAGUAUUUAAAUUAGAGUUAUCUAAAUGUCUAUAUUGUACACUAGGGGUAUAUACAGGAGCAGAUAUUCAACCAAAGGUCUCUGUACAGAUUCUCCUCAGAUAUUUUCACAAACUUUUCCUUUAAAGAAAACACAGAAUCCUGAGCUGUUACCCUCCUUGUUAUUGUAAGAUGUUUAUGAAAUGUUAUUUUCGUGUCCAGCCUGCAGUUUCCAUGUUUAGCAUGCCGUAGCUCUAUCUGAACAUGUUUUCAUUUGUGAAAAAGAUGGCUGAACCCCGGUGUGUCUGGUUUCGUCCUGCGAUCGUGUGGUCAUGUGACCUCUGUGUGAAUGACAUGCUCUGUGUUGGAUCUUCUUUAUCUCUGAGUCUCAGGAAAACCCCCCUUGAAUGACUUUUCUAUGCCACAUUGGAAAAAACAAACCGGAACACAGAGAAUCUAAUAAACAGAUAUUUCAUCGCUGGGCAGAAUCAACCUGACGACGCUGAAUCCAAAUCAUUACCACUAGUUUCCAUGUGGCGGUGAGGAUAUAGGAAAUAGGUAUACAUCCACCUGUAACAGUGUGUUUGAGUAAAUAAGUAAGUGAGUAAAACUUCAUUUAUAGAGCAUUCCCAAAACCAGGGUUACAAAGUGUUUUACAGUAGCAAAGAAAUAAAAAAAAGAAAAGGAUGAGAAUAAUUUGGGGCAAAGCAGCAGAUCUUUAAAAGAGAUUGUAAAAUUUCGAAGGGUCUGAUUUGGGGCAAAGACAAGAAAUAGACAAGAACAGUUUAACUGCAAAAACUCUGAAACAUCCAGGCCCUGCCCCCUUAAGACGAUUCCCAGAAAUGUACGACUAGUGGCCGUGAAAACCAGUUAAUAUUCCCCCCUUAGUACAAACUCAAAACCUCCUGCAUGUGUCCGUGUUGUCUUGAUAAAUUCAGCGUAGAGUCCAUUUCCAAAAGAUCGUCAGUGCAAAAGUCAGGUCAGGUGUGAAUGAAUUUAAGCUCCCAUAAAUGACACUUCCUCCAGGAGUUUCACAUUAAAAGUCGUGCAGGCCUGUCUUUAUAGGUAUGCUUUUAAUGUGACUAAACGUCAGGAAGUUGUGUUGAUGGCAGCUUGACGUGGAUCAGGAGCCCAGCAAAGGAGAAAUUUCUGGAAUUAAAGUAUGAAAACCUCUUUUUUUUCUCUGUGGAAAAUAGAAAAACUGUUCUCAGCAGAGCAGUGAGUAUGACACGACUCCGUUGUUGUACUGAUGAAUUAUUGCUGUGGACGGGGACAAUAUAGUGAAUUUACCACGCGAGCUGUUACAGUGGGCUACAGGUAAUCCCGGCCCCCUUAAUGUGUUUUUAACCCGGUCUUUACUAGCCAUUUGUUCGUGUUGCCCCCCCAGCUAUUAUCUGAGACUGCGCCUUAUUUCAAUUUUCAGUUUUUGUAUGAGAACUUGUACGUAAAGUAGUCAGAUUUGAAAGUUCCUGGACGUCAUCAGCGCAGCAAGAGACACAGCCAAACUUACGGAUAAUGUUCUGCGAAGAGAGAACCCAGAGGACCCAGGAUCGAUCCCUGAGGAACUCCACUGUCCAAAGAAACACAGUCCGACGCUUUGUCAUCAAUGGACAGAAAUAAAUAGAAAAAUAACUCUUGAUCAGAUAAAGAGAAGGAAAACAAUUCAGCUGCUAUGUCAUUCUAUCAUGGGAUUUCUCUGAUUUCUUCUUAAGUAGCUGUUUUAAAUAAUUCACACACAGCGGCCGUUGGUCAAGGACUGGUAGCAGCUUCAGGCGAACUAGUCUGCACUGACACACCUGUGAUGAGGAGUGUGUGUCACGAGUUUUACAGCCUCCGCGUUGCACAAAUGUGAAGUUUGUGUUCAAAUUUUCUUCCCUUUUUCUUCCCGCCGGGGUGGAAAAAACCUCGGACGCGGACCGAGACUGAAACUCAGAGAGCCAUUGAAAUACUAGUAACGAAAAACAGCAUCUGAUCAGAAAGAGCCUCCAAAGACAGUCAGCGUGUGUGAGUGUGUGUGUGUGUGUGUGUGUGUGUGUGUGUGUGUGUGUGUGUGUACUGUUUUGAUGUUUCCUGUCGUUCUGCUCCUCUGUCCUCUCGCCUGUAUCGUCUGUUUAACCAUUAAAUACCUAUAAUGUU